This is a messenger RNA of Fibroporia radiculosa, 1500 nucleotides long. RefSeq lists its product as uncharacterized. Gene Ontology annotation, molecular function: oxidoreductase activity, acting on paired donors, with incorporation or reduction of molecular oxygen; heme binding; iron ion binding. The transcript is spliced from 10 exons. Bases 1 to 1500 code for a protein of 499 amino acids. NCBI's taxonomy places the organism in Eukaryota, Fungi, Basidiomycota, Agaricomycetes, Polyporales, Fibroporiaceae. The record is from RefSeq and is a predicted model, not a curated record.
AUGUCUCUUCUCCUGCUUUCCCCCGUGUUCCUCGCUUUUAUUGUCAUAUAUAGGCUUUCUGCUCGUCGCCAUCCCCUGCCACCAGGCCCUCCCCCCAAGUUUCUCACCGGAAAUAUUCACCAGGUUCCUCCUACGCAUCCCUGGCGCACGUACGAGAAAUGGGGUCUUCAAUACGGCCCUAUGGUCUACUUCAGAAUAAUGCAAAAGAAAUUCAUAGUCCUCCAUACGUUCAAGGCCGCCACCGACCUUUUGGAUGCACGAGCGGGCAUUUACUCUGAGCGUCCUACCACCGUCUUCUUCGGCGAUCUUAUCGGACGCCAGGAGGCCGUCUUUUAUUUGCCGUCCACUCAUCGCAACUUUAAGAAGUAUCGGAAGUACCUCACCUCUGGCCUCAAUGCUCGCGCCACAAGGAGUUAUGCUGAAGUGUCGAAAGAUGAAGUCCAUGUCCUCCUUCUAAAUUUGAUGAAGAAUCCGGAGCAAUUUACUCAUCACUUCCGGAGAUAUGCUGGCGCCGUAAUUCUCAAAGUCACAUACGGGUGGACUGUCUCCAACACGGGCGACGAUCAGCUUGUUUCCCUAAUAGAGCAAGCCGCCCGCCUUCAGCCAGAGCUGGUCCGUCCUGGACGAUGGAUGGUUGACACCAUUCCCCUUCUCAAAUAUGUACCUGCAUGGUUUCCUUUUGCAAGCUUUCAAAAGGCGGCACUUGAAUACAAGGCCAUAUUCUCGCGGAUUGAUCAAUAUCCCUGGGAGUGGACAAAGCAGCAGGUCACGUCCGGCACGUAUACCGAUUCCUUCGCGUCCAAGCAUAUCCUCGAACUCGACUCUCUACCUCCGGAAGAAGCUGCAGAAGAAGACAAGAUUGCUAGAUUUUGCAGCGCGGGUCUCUAUUCUGGGGGUGCGGAAACGAUCGUCGGCGUACUUACAGCAUUCACGCUCGCAAUGACACUGUAUCCUGAUGUACAAGCCCGUAUUCAGGAAGAGCUUGCGACUAUUGUAGGGCAGCGCUUGCCAACGGUGGACGACAAAGAUUCCCUACCGUACCUGAAUGCCGUCUUGUGGGAAGUGUUGCGAUGGGCGCCCAUUGCCCCGGUCGCUUUGCCACAUCGUGUUUUGGAGGACGACGUGUAUGAAGGAUACCUGGUCCCAAAGGGCACAGUCGUGAUUCCAAACAUCUGGGCAAUGACGCGCGACGAGUCGGUCUACCCAGCGCCUGACGUAUUCGAUCCAGAGCGCUAUCUCGGAAAGACACCUCAGCGUGAUCCUCGUCGAAUGGUAUUCGGGUUUGGACGACGAGUGUGUCCAGGCGCCCAUUUUGCCGAAACGUCUAUAUUUUUGGUAAUGGGCAGCAUAAUGACGGCAUUCAAUAUCACAAAGGCUUUGGAUGACGCAGGAAAGGAGAUCAUUCCCGCAGUGGAGUUCUCGUCGAAUAUUACUAGCCACCCCUUACCUUUCGAGUGCAAGGUCACUGCGAGAGCACCUGAUCUUUUGGCAUCGCUCUAG